Ilex paraguariensis (yerba mate) is the source of this 896-nucleotide messenger RNA. The record is from the annotation of a GenBank genome assembly. NCBI's taxonomy places the organism in Eukaryota, Viridiplantae, Streptophyta, Magnoliopsida, Aquifoliales, Aquifoliaceae.
CAACAAUGGCUGCUUCACUUCUCUUUCCCUCCUCCACCUCCCUCAACUACUACAGGAUGAGUAAGUUGUGUCUACAAAUUCAUUCAGGCAAGUUGCAGAAAGGGAUAAUGUCUUUCUUUGUUCAUCUCCCAAACCAAAAAUCCAACUUUGAGCUUUACAUGGUUCCUGGUGGAGCCUUUUCCCGCCAACAUAUCAUGAGACCUUUUGCUAUAGCUUGCUCAUUAGAAGCAGAUGUCACGCACCAAGGAAAUCAAGUUAAUUCAAGUGUUUUGGGUCCAAACAGUCCUCAGAGGUCUAAAAAGUUGCAUGAUACCUCUACAAACCGCUUGGACUGUAUGAAUGAUCUUGAAAGACAGUUGCAGGAGUUGUUUGAUGAAGUCAAAGCUAUGAUUAGGAUGGGAAAGAAAAAUGAUGCGGUAGAUCUACUUCAAGCAAAUUAUGAAGCUGUGAAAGAACAGAUGGAUGCAGGUGCAAGAGGCAUAGAAGAGGCUGCCAUUCUUGAUGUCUUAGCUCUGGGGUACUUGGCCAUUGAGGAUUUAAAGAUUGUUCGAUCUCUGUUAGAUAAGUUGAACGAGGUUGUUAAUGGGUUAAAGGAUGAUGAGCCUCUCUUGGAUUCAGUACUCGUGCAUAUGGGAAGCAUGUAUUCAUCUCUGGGGAAGUUUGACAAGUCCAUGCUAUCCUAUAGGAGAGCUCUUAAAAUUCUGGAAAGUAAAUAUGGGAACAAGAGUACUUUACUUAUUACUCCCUUAUUAGGGACAGCAAAAGUUCUUGGUUCUACUGGAAGAGCCACAAAGGCAAUAGAAAUGUACCACCGUGCAAUAUCCAUAUUGGAAUUGAGCAGAGAUGCAGAGAGCGAGGAANGUUUGAGGGGGAGUAUUGGAGAUAUAGCAGUUUAG